Molecule: messenger RNA, 2217 nt
Organism: Aspergillus glaucus CBS 516.65
Lineage: Eukaryota; Fungi; Ascomycota; Eurotiomycetes; Eurotiales; Aspergillaceae
Product: transcription factor domain-containing protein
Exons: 7
Coding region: 1-2217 (738 amino acids)
Biological process (GO): DNA-templated transcription; regulation of DNA-templated transcription
Molecular function (GO): zinc ion binding; DNA-binding transcription factor activity, RNA polymerase II-specific; DNA binding
Source: RefSeq, a predicted model, not a curated record
AUGGAGUCAUUGGCUACUAUAGAUUCCCGUCCUGCGCGUCGGAAGUUCAGCAAACCGCCUGUCAAGGUAGCUUGUCUAUCCUGUCGCACAUUACGAAUCCGCUGCGACGGCGAGAACCCAUGCAAGAACUGCGUCGGCAAGGAUGCGAGUUGCUCCUAUGUUCCCAGUCGGCGUGGCGGACCACGAAAUUGCCAGAAUCGCAAGCGAAGACGGGAACCGGUGUCGAUUCCGGUAGUAGCGAAAGUGCCAGGCGCCGAUCCAACCGUACAGGAGAAUGACAGGUCGGAUACACAUACCACGGAUACGGAGGAGAGAAGAAGUCAGCAGUCGUCGUCGUUUGAGGCCAGUGUUGAACAGACGUCUCUGUCUGGGUCUGGCUUCAGUUCUGGCAUUGGGUCCGAUGAUGCGGAUUGGUUCCAUCAGCUUAUGGAUUUGAGUGAGCCUGGGGCGGGUUUGAGGAAUGUUGAGAUGCCUAUUGCGGAGAUCGAAUCGAUCUUCGAUUCGAUAUUUGCUGGGGAGCAGGGCGGUACUGAUAUACCCGAUGCGAAUGUGCAUUUUCCCAUGGCGGAUCUUGUGCAGAUAUACGGGAGUUAUGGGGAUAUUCUCGACGCCUACUACAUCUUCAUCCACCCAUACUAUCCCAUGCUUCCACAACCCGAACGCCUUCCCGUGUAUAACCGUCCAUUGCGCGAGAAAUCGACGUUCCAUCCAUCCAGUCCACUAAGUCUCGCCAUUGCAUCCCUACUGGUUCUCAUUCCGCACCCAGACGAGAAAGACCCCUCGCGUCCCGAGUACGUGAAACUCCGACGAGACACCGCGCAUUCAUUCGCACAGGCUGCUCUCGAGGCAAUAGAGGUCGAUUCAGAGCUCGUCGCUUCAUCCAGCGACCCGUCAAGUGCUCUCUCCGAAGGCGUGCCGCAACUUGACCGUGAUCCGUUCCAUCCGUUCGUACCAGUUUGCCUAGAGAGUGUACUGGCAUUGCUCCUGCUGAGCGUGUAUGAGUAUGCGCAGCGGGGGAAUAUCAAUAAAAUGCGAAACCGGGCUGGACAGGCAUUGACAACUGCGAUGAGUAUUUCGUUGCACGAGACGGUUGAGGAGGAUGAAUUCGCGGAGGCGAAGCGGAGGGCUUGGUGGAUGACGUAUAUGGCUGUAUGUCAAGGGGCUAUUGUCAGCAGUGUACCGCCUGUCUUCAACGUAUACGACCCACGCUUCGUCACGCCAUAUCCAGAGGGUUGGAAAUUCCUCAUCGAAUCCCAACAAACAAUCCUCGAAGCAACAACCUUCGUGCACGACCUUGACCAAGCAGCAAAGAACCCCUACAACACAUCCUGGAUCUCGCAACGAAUGCAAGAACUCGACAGCCAGAUUACCUCCAUACUCCUUCUUUGCAAAGCGUCGUCGUCAUCGUCGAUGCCGCAGACGCCUGUCGUGGGGUUGGAUUCGCCCGAGGUAGCAGCAUCAAAGGCUAUGGGGUAUAUAGCAGAGAUCAAACUGCAGAGCGCGCGGAUAAAAACCCACCGCUUCAACGCCUUCAAAGACAUCCCCAUCUUCCGCCGUCGCCACUGCGACCUCGAACCCGUGCGAGGAUCAGCCUCAGCCUCAAACCCAGCACCAGCACCAGCACCAGCACCAGCACCAGCACCAGCAACAGCAUCAAUAACCCCCUCCUGCUGCCGCAUGACCAUCCCGCCCAUCUCCUCAAUCCCAUCCCCUGAGAACUCAACCUCAAACUCAACCUCCUCUUCCACCUCUAUACCAUCGAUCAAAUUCCCCUUCUCCUCGCACGCUUCGUCAAAGAUCUGCCUCCACGCUGCACUAAGCAUCGUCACAUUAUUAGAUAACCUGCCCUACCCGAAUCCCACUAACGAGAUUCCAUGGACGAUACCACCGUAUCUAUCAUGGAACUCGCGCGUCGAGAUACCACGCACAAUGCCGACGUUCGCAUGCUGCGCUAUGCAGUCUGGAUAUGCGUUGCUAAUGCUAUGUUUCAAGGCGAGGGCUUUCAACAGAUAUAAUAGCAGCGGUGCCGUGGAUGGUUCAAACACAAGUACAAGUAGCGGAAGUCCACCACUAAACGGAUUCAUGAACGAGUUACAGCAGAAUCUGAGACUCGUGGUGAGGUGUUUGGGGAAUUAUUCGAUUGCGUUUGAGGCGAUGCAGGGGAUGAGGGAUGAGAUUUUGGGGGCUGUGGAGAGGGGGUUUGGGGAGUUUGAUUGA